Molecule: messenger RNA, 6216 nt
Organism: Phlebotomus argentipes
Lineage: Eukaryota; Metazoa; Arthropoda; Insecta; Diptera; Psychodidae
Product: protein sax-3-like
Exons: 17
Coding region: 1-3918 (1305 amino acids)
Biological process (GO): cell-cell adhesion; axon guidance
Cellular component (GO): plasma membrane; axon
Molecular function (GO): protein binding
Source: RefSeq, a predicted model, not a curated record
AUGCCUGCUUCGCAGUUCUCUCACACCACAAUUUUCUAUGUGGCACAACAGGAGACAAACCACGCAGGCGGCAGUCUGCGAGGAUACAAGGAUGGUCCGGUGCCAACUGAGGGACGGGGACAUUUUUCCGUUGCCAAACACAUUCGCUGGGGCGGGGGAAGUGGGCUAUUUUCCACAAUUGGAGGUGGUCGUCCACCACUUGGGGAGAAGGGAAAGUUGUGGAUUCUCUCACUCCCCCAGCUCAACAAUGACCCAACUUUUAUGGCUUUUCGUCAUCGUGAUGUAUCCAGCAUUCAUUCAAGGGCAUCUUCUGACAUCCAUCCACCCAUCAUCCGGCUAAAUCAAACAAACAAAUGGAGAGAAUGUGCUCUCAUUGUCUAUCAAAUGACUGCUCUGGCGAGGGCGCAGAUGAACAGAACCACUAUACACUACACCCGAGCCAAUACACAUUCCUCCACUCAACUAUCAAUUUAUCUGUCUUUCAUGUCUCACUCUCAAUUGACUCUUGUGACUCUCGUGACGACCCGAGGCCAGGCGCCUCGGAUCACGGAGUAUCCCACCGACACAACUGUGGCGCGCCACGAUCCGGCGACGCUCAACUGCAAGGUGCAAGGCACUCCGACGCCCACCAUCCAGUGGUACAAGGACGGAGUGCCGCUGAAGAUUCUGCCUGGAUCGCACAGGCUCUUUCUGCCCGCCGGCGGACUGUUCUUCCUCAAAGUCGUCAACUCGCGGCGGGAGAGCGACAGCGGCGUGUACUGGUGCGAGGCCAGGAAUGAGUUCGGCGUGGCCAGGAGUCGCAAUGCCACUCUUGUGGUUGCAGUCCUCCGUGAGGAUUUCCGUUUGGAGCCGCAGAACACACGGGUGGCCCAAGGUGACACCGCACUCAUCGAAUGUGGACCGCCGAAGGGUACCCCGGAGCCCCGCGUGGAGUGGCGCAAGAACGGCCAGCGAGUGGAGUUGGAGAAUUCCAAGAGGAUUCGCAUUGUCGACGGCGGAAACUUGGCCAUUCAGGAUGUUCGACAGACGGACGAGGGACAGUACCAGUGCGUGGCGAAGAAUGCGGCCGGCACGAGAGAGUCCACGGCAGCAUUAUUAAAAGUUCAUGUGAAACCGUUCCUGAUCCGCGGACCCACAAGCCAAGUCGUCGUCGAGGGGCAGGCGGUGACGUUCCAGUGUCGCGUCGGCGGGGAUCCAAUGCCAGACGUCCUUUGGCGUCGCUCUGCAGCCGGUGGAAACAUGCCGCUUGAUCGGGUGCACAUCCUGGAGGACAGGAGCCUGCGUCUCGAGCGCGUGACGGUGAAUGAUGAAGGCGAGUACAGUUGCGAGGCCGAUAAUGCUGUGGGUUCGAUAACGGCCACCGGAACACUCACUGUUCACUCUCCUCCAGUAUUUACUGCUCGUCCAACUGCUCAAUCCGCGGACGUGCCGGGGUCUGUGUCUUUCGAGUGUUGGGCGACGGGAAUUCCCACACCCACAAUGUUCUGGUCAAUUGAGGGCAAUAGAUCCCUGAUAUUCCCAGGACAGCGUCUCGAUCGCUUCGAGACGACUUUCACUGCCGAAGGAGUCAGCGUUCUGACUCUGCCGCAGACAAGGCGGACGGACAAUGGCAUCAUUGUGAUCUGUAGUGCCCUCAACAGCGUGGGGUCCAUCACUGCUAAGGCGAAGCUCAUUGUGAACUCGGUGGAGGACAAUCCGCCGCCCAUCAUUAUCCAGGGUCCGGUGAAUCAGACUCUGCCCGUGAAAUCCGUGGCUGUGCUCGUGUGUCGAUCAAGUGGCGUUCCCACGCCAGUGGUGUCCUGGUACAGAGACGGAAUACCCGUCGUCACAUCGCACAAGAUCAACAUGACGGAGUCCGGCACACUGACCAUAUCAGAUCUCAACAGGAAUGAGGAUCAGGGCCUGUACACGUGUGUGGCGAGCAGCCGCAAUGGGAAGUCCACGUGGAGUGGCUUCCUGCGGCUCGAGCAGCCCACAAAUCCCAAUAUCAAGUUCUUCCGGGCACCAGAAGCUGCCACUUUCCCUGCGGCGCCGAGCAAACCGCUCAUAGUCAACGUCACGGAUGAAUCUGUGACUAUAUCGUGGAUUCCGGGCGGAAAGACAGGCGCUUCCGAGCUUCAAGGCUACACAGUGGAGAUGUUCAGCAGUAAUAUCAGUCGCGGCUGGAUUCCGCUGGUGCAGCGCCAUCCGGACACCACGUACACCCAGUAUUCUCUCACCCUGGGUGCCACUUACGUCUUCAUCGUGCGCUCCGAGAACUUCCACGGGCUCUCGCCGCCCAGUCCAAUGUCGGAUCCAAUUGUCGUGGGUGGCAAGGCGCUCGGUGCCGAAGAGGACAUUGGACUGAGUGAGGCGCAGGCAAUUCUGUCGUCUGGCAAUGUGGUCGAGCUGCUCGAGGCGAAUGCCACUGAUGCCACGAGUGUACGGCUCUCCUGGGAGAUUAUAAACGGCCAGUACGUGGAGGGCUUCUACAUCUAUUCACGUGAAACUGUGUCCAAUGGGACGUACAAGAUGCUGACGGUGUUGCACGGUGGCGGAGCGUCCGCAUGCACGAUGACCGGCCUGAAGAAGUACCAUCAAUAUGAGUUCUUCAUUGUGCCCUUCUACAAGACAGUCGAGGGACGCCCAUCGAAUUCACGUACGACUCGCACGCUGGAGGAUGCCCCAAGCGCCCCGCCAGAACACAUAGAGGCGAUUUUAUUGAAUGCGACAGCUGUGUAUCUGAAAUGGCAUGCACCUCACAACGAUACAAUCAAUGGCAUUCUUCUCAGCUACCAAAUCAUUGUCAGAGGCUUUGAUUCACACAACCUGUCGAAAAUACUUACAAACAUCACAAUAGACGCGAAGACACCAUCACUCCUGCUGGCGAACCUCUCUGCCGGGGUGACAUACUCGGUGAGUGUGUCAGCAGGAACGGGAGCGGGAUUUGGACCUUUUAGCCCACCGGCCAUUCUCCGGCUCGACCCACACUCCCGCCGCCUCGACAAUAGCUUCACAAGAUACUCAAUCAAUCACAACUUAUCAGAUGACAUCCUUACGCAGACGUGGUUUAUUGUCCUGCUGGGAUCAAUAAUCGCCAUCAUCGUAUUCCUCUUUGGAGCCAUGGUAUUGUUUAAGCGGAUUCAAUUUAUCAAGCAAACAUCAUUGGCCUCAAUGCACGGAAAUCACGCAAUCGGAACUGUAAGAAAAUUCCCCACGCUGCCACUUAACACGGGCGGCGGGACGGGCGCCGGCGGAACAGCCACGGGCGGCGGCGUGUGGAUAGAUCCUUCCGGUGGCGUGUGGCGUCAUGCGAAGGAUGGGAUACCCGAUUAUGCACAAAUAUCAGCCACCCAAACGCUUCCGCUGCCAGACUACGAGAGGCUCACGCCGCUCAAUAUGCCGGACUACGCGGAAGUGGCGGGAGUGUCGUCGUUCAAGCACCCAAAGUCACCACUGUACGAUAGUUGUGGCGCUUAUGCGACCACCUCGCUCAUUGGCUCCACCAACAUAUACCACCAGAACCGGCUGGAUGCCAAGAGCAAUUCUAUCUACUCGGCGCCCACGAGUUGCCACUACGGCGUCAACGAGGGUCUGCCGUACGUGGACGCGGCCAAGAGCCACGCCGGCGUGCUGCAGCGCAACGGAAGCCACAACAGACUCAUGAUGAACAUCACGGAGAACCGCCUAAACCUCAUCAACAAUCUCAGCCGGCCCUCUACGUCCGCCGCCGUGCCUCAGACGCCCAUGCUGGGCACCAUGCGCCGCAACCGGCUGAUGAAGCUCAGCCAGGCCAGCGACGGCCGGCGCGUGGCCGACGGCUCCUGGACGCCGUCUCCCGGUGCCAUGGACGCCAACCACCACUUCAUCCAGGCGAUGGGCGAUAAGAACAGCUCGCAGGGCUAUUUGAGCAGCUUCGGCAGGACGGACAAUGUGUAGAGCGCGUCCAUUACGCCCCCAACACUGUACAUAGGCGCCCAUUAAAUACACAUUUGAGCAGUGUAUUUAAUUACCGGCAGGAGUGCGAGUGAGACGGCCGCUGGCCGAGAUGUAAUGAUACAAAUUGUAUGAUUUAUGAGUGAAUACGGUUCCUAAAACAACCAUCCGAACAGAGAAAUUUCCCGGCAAACUUGCGAGAGACACACACAAACUUUUUCAUCUUAAUGGACUGAUAAUGUGCUGGAUAUAUCUGCUUUCUGCUGUGUUUGCGAGAGUGGCAGGGGAGGAAAAGUUCAACUCUCUGCCCCGCAAUUGCUUUCAUCUCUGACCUCUGACUGGGAGAAUUAUACUUUAGCCCUCAUUUUCCACCUCAAAAGAACGCACUUUUGUAUGUUUGAGAGAAAAUAAGACUCUUCUCGCUGUACUAACAUAUUUUAUACCUGAAUCUAUGGUUAGGAUGGCCGCGAAUUGUGUGCGAGGAACACAGUGAGUAUUUCUAUAAAUUCAUUGAUGAACUUUGGCUGUAGAUGACUUUGUGUUUCUCUGAUUUGAUAAGAUUGUGGAAAGUUUGAUUUUUUUAGGGCAUACGUGAAAAUAUAAUAAAAAAAUGUACGAUUAGGGAUUUUGAGAAUUUUCUUCUUAUUCAAUUUUCUUCAAUAUGUUAUUUUCAAAAGGUUUUUUUUUGGAAUGUUAUGAGUUGAAUUUUACGCUGGAUUCCUGCACACAAUGCGCUAUAUUAUUGUUAUGAAAGAAUGUGGCUCAAUUGUUUAAGAUGUAAAAAGACAUGUUUAGAACAUAAAUACCUACAUAAUCAUUCGCAGAGAUGGUGUAAAAUGCAUAUAUCUAAUAAAUUGUCGACUUUAUAGAGACUAAUCAUGUACAUAUAUUCUUCUGUACUCAAUUCUUAUACAAAGAAAAAACUUUAUACUUGAGAGGGAAGUGAGAAACGUAUCCUAAAGUAUUCUAAUUGUAAUUAUAACUAAUUAUUCCCGUGGACGGAGCAUUAAUUGUGGUAACUAAUUUCUAUUAGAAGCGAAAUUGGAAGUGACGGAAGAGCAUCAAGAAAGGGGCCUAUUUGGGAUCGCGACGCUGUCGCCAAAUAUUUGCGUGCCAAGAAAGGACGAAAAAGUGCGAUGAAAAAAGAAAAAUCGACAUGACACAAAAGAUGCUGCGAUGGUGAAACGAAUGGAAAUGGCUAGAUAAAUAAGACUGAACGUACUAAUAAUUAAAUUAUUUAACCCAUUCCACAAUCUGAAAAUGAAAUAAAUGGAGAGAGUCCUUUUCGUAUUUAUACGCACCCUCGGGCACUUGAACUCCCACCGACGUCAAAGGAUCCGGCGACACACUCCACAAUGAAGUUUAUGUGGACACAGACUGUGUGCCCCCCCUUUUGGCAUUUCAGCAAAAUACUCUUUUGGUUUUUCAAGUGCACAACCGUCUAGCAAAUAUGAAAAUACUCCAACCACUGGAAAAAUGCCACUUGAAACUGCCCAUGAACUCUGGAGAAGUUCCAUUAGCUAAAUUAAUUGACGGGAUUGCUGGAGGAAUGCCACAAUCUCUCUCCCUUCUGUUGCAGAUAACUUCGCCACAUUCUUGAUAGAAUUGUCACACUUGAAAUUUAAUCACUUUUUCUGUUUUCCACCCCUGGAAUUUCACAUGAGAAGGAGAUACUCUUUUAUAAACAGCUACCUCUUAAAUUAUAAUGUAAUUCCUACUUCCCACGAAAAAAGAGAUAAGAAAAAAACUUCAGGAAUACACUUUUAUAUGGAAAAUAUAGAAGAUUUUGCGAGAUGACAUGGAAAUGACGAUUUAGAAAACGUUUCACAUUAAUUGUACGGAGAGAGAGUAAGAAAAGAAAAUUCACAGAAUGAUGAGAAAGCAAAGAAAAGUAAUUACAGAUCUGGUUGCGGAAUGACAAAGCAAUUCUGUGCUUUGUAAAAGCCAAAAGAUGAACCGCUAUUUGCAAUGCGGAUCUGUUUGAAAAGUUCACGCGAGACGUUGCGAAUGUAGACGAGAGAAUUUCCUGCAGAAUCCAUGUUAUAAAAUACACAAGAAAUCUCUAUAAAAAUGUGCCAUUUUCUCACAAAAAUAUAAAUACUAAUACAUAGUAAUAAUAAUAAAGCAGUACGUGUGUCAUUUGAUAUGAAAAAGCAGAAGAUAUAAAUGGGGAUGAAGAUGGAAAGCACAUAUGAGAAAAUAGCUGGAAGAGAGUGAACGGGAAAGAGGAUGAGGAAAAAAGAAUAUAUAGAAAUUUGUAAUUUAACCGUCCAACUCAUAUCGAAUAAAUAUUAAAUAGCA